UAGUAAUAAACCUAGUUCGUUCUACGCAGUUUGGGGAGCAGUAACGUCGUCAGUGAUAUUUUGCAACAAUCUUAUUUGCGAUCGAAUAUAUAACUAUAAAGUUGAACUAGCUGAAUAGAUCAUACAAAUCACUACUAUAUUGCCGAAUUCCUGAGUCAGUUUCAUUCAGGUACCAUAAUAAGCAAUUCACCAGGAUGUUCAUGUUCAACAAUCAGCCGUCCUGUCCCUGGGGUGGGAACUUCAACGGCAACCGACCCAUGAUGAUGAAUGGGCCCCCGCCCUUCCCUGUUGGGGGUCCCAGGCCACCCUUGCCCUACCAUAUGUUGCCACAAAACUCUCGCAACUGGCAGCGAUGUGGUUGGUACUACUACUAGGCGACCCUUGUUCGAUCAACGUUCUUGGAGGCAUGGCCCUGGACCUUCAAGGAUGAGAGGGAGGGGCUUCAGAAGGGGGCGUGGCUUUUUCCAUCACCAGGGCAACGCACAAAUUGUGAAUCAGAACAGUAUCCAAGACAAUGUGCUUACACCCAGGGAUCAGUGUUGUCAGUGUGGUGAGCGGCUACAGAAUAGUGGGGAACCAGGCAUUCACCUGUGUGACGGGGGAAGUGAGAUACACAUAGAGAUGCCUGCAACAUCAUCUAUCAGGGAACCAGAACUAAAGGAAGAGGAGGAUGACCUGGAGUCCAGGCUGGAGAAGCUCCUUGAGAACAUGAAGGACUUUGUUCGUACGAAGUACGACACUGUGACUGAGGCACUGGAGGGUUACGUGUCAGACAAGAUCGGAGAAAUCACCACCCUACACAGGGAGAACAGUGAGACCAAGCUGGCGUUGGAGAAACUGAAGACAGAGCUGGAAGAGAAGGCGGCCAUGCUUCUGAAACAGGAGAAGGAGGUGAAGGAGAGACAGAGGAAACUCGCAAAGGAUCAGGACUCUUUCAAGCGGGACAUGAAGAAAGAACGUGAAGAAAUUUGUCGGCAAUGGCAACAGCUUCGAGAUGAAAUCACUCGCAUGGAAGAAACCCAUAAAAUCCAGAAGGGUCGCGUCAAGCUGGACGUAGGUGGUCACGUGUUCACGACGUCACUUCUGACGUUGACGCGGGAAGCAGACUCAAUGCUAGCGGCCAUGUUCAGCGGCAGGCACGAGCUACUGAAGGAGGAGGACGGCUGCGUGUUUAUUGACCGAGAUGGCACUCACUUCCGGUAUGUGCUGAACUAUCUCCGGGAUGGGGGACUCAAUAUGGACUGUCUGCCCAGAGAUCGUCAGCUUCUGAAAGAACUCAAGAAAGAGGCUACAUACUACCAACUUCAUGGCUUGCUUCAGCAGAUCGAAAAAUACUUGUACUGAGAAGACUUUAAAUGAGCCAAGUUCUGGGUAAAUUAGGCUUCAUCCAUGUGCGUCAAGUGUCGUUCCAGGCAUACAGGCUAAUCAGAGACGACAAUUCUGCUUUUAUAAAAUUUUUCGUUAAAAGAAAGUCCCUUCUAAACGAAAUUCCAGUUAAGGCGGAAAGUGGGGCGACUAUUCACGCGUAUGCAUUAAACCCCGUUUUCUCAGAGCGCGGCUCAGUUAAGAUUUCUUUUUGAGAUUAUUAAGACCAGAAGUUGCAACUCUUUGCAAACAUGAAAUUAAGUGUGUAAGUGUUGUGAAAGGAUAUGCACAGCCGGACUACGACUCUUGAUGAAUGUUCAGUAUAUAUAGGUGCUGAACAAGGAAUACUAUUGGUCUUAUUAAAAAACAGUAAGUGAUUGUUUUCAAGUAUUUGAUACAUGUUUUGAAAGAGCUUGACUUAAUGUAUCCCUGUAUGCAUUUUGACUAGUGAGACUGGAUUUGUGAAGACAUUUUGUUCUCUUUUGAAAUGUGUAAAAGGACUGGAAUGCUUUCUGUUUCUUACUAACAGUAGCUUAUGCUGAUGACAAUGCUAGGAAACAUAUUCCAUGAGAUUGUGCUGUGUAAUGUGGAGACUUUACUUUGGAGAAAAGUAACAGAAAGACAUGUUGUAACAUGAAUGGGAUCAAGACAUGACAUAUUUGAUGCAAUUGUUCGGGGUUAAGCAGCACAAUUUUGGGAUAACACAGUAAUCACACACUUACAUGGACAGUAGUUAUCUUGAGUCCAAGUUCAAUAUAGCUGCUUGACGAUUUUAGAAGUACGAUAUCAGUUUCUGUUCUCUGGCAGCACACUAUUCCGAUCUCCUAUAAAUGUUGAUCAAAUGAUUGUGAAUUGUAUAAAAUGCUGAAUUAUGAUUGUGUAUUAGAAUCGCAUAUUGUAAUGGACGGAAACUAUAAAGAAAUCGAGACACUAACCAGUAAAAUGACAGUGAUUUAUUUCUUAGCGAAAUGGGUUAAAUUCAAGGGGAAUUUAAAAUACCGGUAUUUUUAUAAUUUUGCACAUGUAAAUGUAUUCAUAUUAUUAUAUAUAUUAUUUAUGAGGUGUGUGAAUGCCUUAAAUGUGAUUAGUUCACAAAUGUUUGAGAAAUAGUAUAAAGAUAUCACAUUAAAAGCAUUUGCCUAGUUGAAUGUAUUUCAUGUAAAUAAUCGCCAUUUAAUUAAGUUUUUUCAUUGCAUUUAGCUUGCGAUUGAGUGAUAUAUAUCUUUUUGAAAUAGUGGUACAGUGUGAAAGAAUGUGCUGUGUUAGAAAUUCAGGUUAGCAAAUAUGUGAUAGAUUUGAUUUGCAAAUCCGUUUUUCGUAAUAUAUUUCAGGAAACUAUUUGUAUUUGUGACUUUAUAUGGACUUUGUUCUUUUAAACUGUUAACAUUUUAUCAGUUCUCUAAUAGAAAUAUAACAUUCAUAAAAAUAUGUUUUAC
Molecule: messenger RNA, 2801 nt
Organism: Dreissena polymorpha
Lineage: Eukaryota; Metazoa; Mollusca; Bivalvia; Myida; Dreissenidae
Exons: 10
Coding region: 268-1344 (358 amino acids)
Biological process (GO): protein homooligomerization
Molecular function (GO): protein binding
Source: RefSeq, a predicted model, not a curated record